AGCGGCUCCGCGACCGGAGAUCAAGCCGGCGCCCGAGGUGGGUGACCUGCUGCCGCCCAGCCUGCAGCUGUCGCAGGAGGUACGGCGCUGCCGCCGGGGCGUGGUGGUGCUGGUCGCUGCAGGCUGCACCUGGGACGACGGCGUACUCAGCUGCCUGCGCCUGGCGCGCAAGCACCUGCGUCCGCUGGUGCUGCUGCAUGCCGUACAGAGCUGCCCGCUGCCGGCGCUGGAGGCCUGGCCGCCGGAUGUGCAGCCGCUCAUCGCCGCCUGCGGCCGCCCCGUCAAGUACCUGUCGCAGCAUGCGUCGGAGGCGCUGCGGGAGGUGCAGCGGCGGCUGGAGGAGGGGGCCGCGACGGCGACGGUGACGGUGGGAUUGCCAGCAGCAGCAGCAGCUGUGGCGCCGGCUGCGACGCGUCCGGCGAAGGGGCCCUCCCCUGGCGGUGGAGUAGGAGGGGAAGGAGGUGGAGGAGGGGGGCAACGCACUGGGCAGCAGCAAACCUUAGCUGUAAAACUCAAGCUGUCGCAACCGCAGCAGCCGCAGCAAGGGUGUUGUCAGCGGCGAUGUGAGGGUGAGGACGGUAAGGGAGCAGCGCCCGAAGGGGCGGGUGUACAACCGCCGGCGGCGGCGGCUCAGCAGCAGCAGCAGCAGCACCCAGAAGGGCUGCUCUCCUUGGCGGCGGUGCAGGCGGCGGUGGGCUCGGCCCUUUGCUGCCGUGCGGCGCAGCUCAUGGGUCCCUGGGUGUGCGAGCAACAGCCGCAACCGCAACAGCCGCAACCGCAACAGCAGCAACCGCAACAGCAGCAGCAGCAGCAGCAGCAGCAGCAACUGUCGUGUGGGAAACCAGGGACAUCAUCCAACGUCACGGGGCGGAGCCAGUCGCCCGGGCCUAUCACCUCAACCCCGGUGGAGGCACUCACGGGGGGGUCGGGGGGGCUGCGGCUGGGAACCCCUGCUGGAGGUGCGGCCGCCAGCAUGCCUGGAGCGACAUGUGGCUGUACGGCAGCACCCACCCAGCAGCCGUACAACCGCGGUAGUUGCAGCAGCCGUAACAGUCGCGUGGCAGUGCUGGCGCCGGGAGCUCCUCCUGGAGAGGGCCGGCAGGCGCAGCGGUGCGGGAGUGAAGGAGACAGGGAGGGGAGGGCCAGUGGGGGCCAAGGGGGGUGCAGUAAUAGCAGUAAUAGUCGCCGUGGUGGCACCAGCAACGGCACCAGCGGUACCACCAGCAGCAGCAGAUGUAGGUGCGUGCUGAGGUGCCGAGACGCCCGGUGGACGACGCCGGUGGCCUUCAUAUGCGCACAGCUCGAGCAAGACCUCGGCCGGAGCAACGUAAGCUUGCAGGCGGCGGGGGUACCCUGUCCUGGGUCGCUGGCGUCAUGCAAGGCAGCCGCCGAGGCAACCGCGUUGACCCCCCAUACAUCGCCGGCCUGCGUUCACCAGAGCGCACUGCAGCAGGUCUACGAAACCGGGCCGAAGAGUACGGCAGCUACGGCCUUUCCCUCGCCUCUAACGGUCCGUCCGCGCCCGGGUUCCUGCGGCGCUAGCGAGUACGGCAGCUGCAGCAUCUCCCUAUCACCCUCGCCUGUCAGCACCGCCGGCGUGAACCCGCACAUGGUACGACAGAGCGUCCCAUGCGUCGACGUCUUCGCGUCCCUCACCGCCCUAUCUGCGGAAGUGGAGCGGCCCUUGAGCCCCGGGGUCGUGCCGCCCGGCUCUCAGGACGAUAACGGCGAUGGGCCCAGCGAACCGCAGGACUGCCGAGCUGCGGGUUGUUCCUGGGCGCCCGGUUGUGCCCGGUUGUGUCAGGAGGAUGCCGCAGCGGCCGCCGGCGUCACGGUCGUCGUACAUUUCGUAUCGCCGGGUCUGACGGCGUCGCAUGCGUGUUUGUCGGAGGUGGCGGCUGAGCUGGUGGCUGGGGGGCGGCGUGUGGUGCUGGUGGCGGAUGGGCAGUGCUGCCAGCAGCUGCCGGGGUGCGGACCCAGCGACAUGCGGCCUGACGUGUGGAAGGCCAUCAAGAAGCUCUGGCGGGAGCGGCUGCUGUACGUUUCCGACUACCACUCGUCCUUCUGUGCUCUGCUGGCGCAGUCAGUGACCACGACGCCUGGUACAACAACGCAUCAACCAUGAGAACAACUGGACACCUGCAACGUCAUCAGCACCAUCAUACUCAGCAUUCAGCAGCCUCCAAUCCAGUAUCGGAUAUUGGAUGACCGAGUGUGGCUU
Messenger RNA from Astrephomene gubernaculifera, 2221 nucleotides. The record is from the annotation of a GenBank genome assembly. NCBI's taxonomy places the organism in Eukaryota, Viridiplantae, Chlorophyta, Chlorophyceae, Chlamydomonadales, Astrephomenaceae.